This is a messenger RNA of Penaeus indicus, 1263 nucleotides long. RefSeq lists its product as uncharacterized. The transcript has 8 exons. The record is from RefSeq and is a predicted model, not a curated record. Lineage: Eukaryota; Metazoa; Arthropoda; Malacostraca; Decapoda; Penaeidae. The coding region runs from base 1 to 1263 and encodes 420 amino acids.
AUGGCCCUAUCCCACGGCCUCAGCACCCAUGGCCAGAGACCACCCUACCCCCCCGCGCCAAGCAACGAAGCGGGCGGGACGGGAGCGAGCACCUGGAACAAGUCGUCCUCCGGGUGCGGCGGCGUCGAGGAGGACUGCGCCGUCAGCAGGAGGGACGACAGCUGGGAGGACCCGCACGCCAUCCUGAGGGAGGCCGUCGAGAGUCCUGCAGAAGGGGCGAGCGAAGACUCCGCGCUGCCUGGACGCCGGAGGUAUAUCAACAAAGCCCACGAUGGAGAGCCUCUCCCGCAGCCCAGAAGGACGUUGUCAUGCACACGUCAUGCAGCACGCGUGACAGGCAGUGACAAGAGCUCGUUCUCCCCCCCCCCUUGCACGGUCACGGUCGUGUCAUCGCUGUCACCUUCCUCCUCCUCCUCUCAAGACAUGUUCUCACUUUCCCGUUCUCUCACGUGCCCUCUUAGUCACUAUGGAUUUCUCGAAAUAAAUUCUUGGCCAAUCAAGACGUCCUCAGACCUAAAAACAACAACAACAACAACAACAACAACAGAGCAGGUCAUUAAACCAAGGCGCUGCGGCCUCCCUCGCCCAGCAGCGGAGGCGCGGGUAAAUACAAGCCCAGGUGUUGACGCCAGAGAUAAACAGGCAGCGUCUCCCACGGAAACUUCCCCUGAAGGAUUUGUUUUUUCGAGAAGGUUCCCCAGAAGGCGUCCGGAGGCCAGAGGAGCCGCCGCGUCGGUUUCCUCCCGGCUCCGUCGACCAAGCAGGCGCCGCUUGACAGGCAGGUAUGACAGGUAUGACACCGCUCCUCCCCCACCCCCACUACCCCCACCACCACCCCGGCUUCCUCUGUCCCAUUAUGCUUCCGGGCCAGACGGCGGCGCCUUGCAUUCGCCUCCAUCGCUGACGGAGAGCAAUUCCUGCCCCCCCACCCCCACCCCACCCCCCGGAGGCGAGGGGUCCUCUUUCCUUCCCUCGGGCGCCCCUCGCCUCCGCCCCACGCCCGUCGCCUCCAACAUCGAGCACUGCCUUCCACACACGCACUCGCGAACGGCCACCAGCGUCCGAUCAGGCAGGAACGAGCUGCCGCGGGAACGAGCGAGCGAGAGAGACUACCGCAGUGCGGCUGCGGCGGCGGCGGCGGCGGCGGUGUUCCGCUGGCGAGCAGGGAACCCGCGAACAGUUGCCGGCGGUCGCCAGUCGCGCCCCUCCCCUCUGCGCCGUAGAUUCGCUCAUUACCGCACUCUUAUCGACGGCCGCACCUGA